GUCACAGCUGAGGCGAACGAAACUAAAUAUGGCGGCGCGCUACGAGUCGGAACACCGUCUUCGAUUUUAAGUAAUAAUCUAUUUUCACGGUAAGUUUGUCAAUAAGAGGGAGUGCCGUCUUCACUUUCAGUUGCCACGCUAAUGUCUUUGGAACACAAAUGUGCGAAAUCUCCAAUUCUUUGCUUUGUAUUGAAAAACGUAAACACGCAUGUUCACCCACGUUUGCUCGGGAGUCGUCCGUCAUUUUAUAUCUUCCCUCUCAUCAGAAAUACAAGUUACUUUAUGAUACUUAAUCCCAUUUUUAUUUUUGAAAGCUUUUUGAUGAUUAGUCUGCGAUUGGAUGCGAAUGUGGUUUGUCUGGAGAUCGGCAUCUGAUGAAGGAUUUGUAGUUUGAGAUAUAUGGUCCUGGUCUUCACCCUUACUUGUUUCCUGAAUACAGCAGACAGCUUGUGCAGUUUACUAAGUUGCAGAGCUGGGCCAGGGUCCUUUGGGAGUGUAUUUUUUGGUUAAGAGUGUUGGAGUCGGCCAUGAUAGGAGCUGUUCAAAGUCUCUAAUGGCUGGGACUUACUGUUUUCCUUCUCUUUCAGCACACGGUUGGAUCAUCUCAAAGAAAGAGAAGAAAAUUUAACGACCCAUGUGAUACACGCACGGUGCAUGACAGCAAACGCCCAACAAGGUAGCAGUCGAUCGUCCUUACUAGAUGUAUCAAAUAUUUUUCAUUUAUUCAGACUUGUCUUUCAUGUGGCUAAAUGUGAGAGGACAGCAGAGCGAGCUGCAUAACUUUCUCAACGCACCAAACACUUCCCAUGUGGUUACUUCUCUUCUUGUUUCUUCCCACUUUAGUCGUUCAAAGAGCAUUGCUUAUUGUUGUCUUCCAAGAUCAUGAUAUCCGUUCAUUCAUUCAGGACAUUAAUGACAGAGAAAAAUCUGAUCAUUUAACUACUGUGAGUUAAACAGUGAUAUGUUAAUGUGUGAUGGAAAAGUGUUUAUUUUCAGCUCAUAGCAGUUUAGACACUGCUUAUGAUUUGCUAGUAAGACAGAACUGUGUAAACAACAUUAUUUAUGUCAGAAGAUGCAAUUUUGAAUCACAUAGAAUAUUGUUGUUUGCCUUGGGGCAAUUGCUUAACCUUAUGCACCUGCAUGAUGUGCAUAUCAAUUCCCACAGUUUCUCACAAGCUCGUAUAACAAUUAACAAAAUAGAUGACAACUUUACUACUUGAUUACAGUGACUGCUGUAAUGUCCAUGUAGAUUCUCAUUCAUCCAGGUCAUUGUUUUCUUAAAGACUCCAAAAACAGGCAACUGGACUGUGUAGAGUAUGUGAACAAGCAUGGCUAAUAGAUUUCAUUACAUCGACAGUGGGUUUGGCGGUGUUUUCAUCUAGAAGUUGGAGAUUAAGUUGUAUGUCAAGUAAAUAAAUGUAAUAAGCAAGCACAGGCAGGUGGACGUUAACUGCAAAGAGGGACAAAGCUUUUGGCUUUACUACUGCAAAUGUUAUAUUCAACAAAAGUUUGACAUUGUUUGCCCACGGACUCUGUGAUCCCAUGUUUAGUUUGUUUAAUGAAUUGUGCUCACUUUGGACUUUUUCUUACCUUUGGACAAACUGGGUAGUUAUUUAGUUUAAGCUCACGUUGUAUUAAGGAAGAAAUCAAUGUCAGUAACACAGGACUUCAGGGUUUUGCUGUUGCACCCUUAUUUGUGAUGGUACAGUUAUGGGUUGAUAAUGUUUGACUUUCUUCAUCAGGUGAAAUUUACCAUGGAUAAGCUCAAGAUGAUGUCACCUUCUGCUGAGGAAAAGGAAAAGGAGGAGGAAGAGUGUGAGUGUAACAUAGAAGAGGAAACUGUCCAUGAGGAUGAAGAACAGAGGGAACAGGAGGGUAUAGAUGAUAAAGAAGAGGGAGAAGAAGAGAAGCCACAAGCUGCAAAAAAUUCUACUGAGCCCAGGGACAAAAAGCAGAUUGAGGGUCUCAACCUUAACAAUGAGGUGGUUAAGAUGAGAAAAGAGGUGAAAAGAGUGAGAGCCUUGAUCAUCAGAAGGCUGACACGACAGAUGGGGGUCUUAAAGAAGAAGAAGGGUAAAGACACAGAUAUUGAAAGAAAUCAAAGAAGAGCAACCAGACUGCUUGAAGAGAUCCAUGCCAUGAAGGCGCUCUCACCUGACCUGGUAAGUUUUGUUUAAACUUCCAUCAAUCAAGUCAUCAUCAUUUUUAAAUCCAUUUUCACACAGUAUUGUCUUUUUAAUCUCAAAUCACAUUGUUUUCACAAUGCUGAAAAUUGGUAAUAAAUUUCCUAUUGGAUAAUCUGUUUCCUCUUUUCUCAGGUGACAAAGACAGCCCUGGUAAAGAAUCUCAGCUUUGAUCAGGUGUGUAAAGACCCCAAGUCUACUAUUUCUGAACGGGCAGUAGCACGUAUUGCCAGCCAUCCCCAGUUCAACAAAAAGAUAGAAGACAUAAAAGCUGCAUUGAAAGCAUUUAAAGAGGAGCGGAUGAAGACUGGAGGUCGGGAAAAGACGGUGAAAGGGCAAAAUAAGAUGGGAAACCUUGUGCCAGAAUCAUCAGAGAAAAUAAGAGAAAGACAGAGUGAGAAGACAAUGGAGCACAUCACAGCAGAGCACCUGGAAAUCACUGAAAGUGAGAGAGGAGAUGGUAUCCGCAAAGACAUUAAAGAUGGAGCUGUAGCUACACCCAAAAAGAAAAGGAGCAAAACAAAUGACACGGAGGAUGGUCAAAGCAGCAAAGCAUCAGAAAAUACGAACAUUAAGCAGUCAUCAUUAAAAAGAACUGUUGUGAAAGAAAUUGUAAAAAAUGAUAUUCCAGUUGAGAUGGCAGAGGAAAAACCCAACACCGAGUCCAAAGGCGUUCAGCAAAAGAAAGAUGAGUUAGAAAGUGAUUUAGAGCUUUUAGAUGAUGAAGAGAAAGAGUACUUUGAUGACAGCACAGAGGAACGUUUUCAUAGACAGUCCUCCCAAUCUGAAGGGAGCGAUGAGGACGAUGACUUCUUUGUAGGAAAAGUGAGCAAAUUUAAGAAGAAGAAGCAAAACAAUCUGGAUGGAAGGAGUAAAGCAAAGGUGGACCCACCCAACCAGGACCAGAGUGGAACUGAUCGAAAGGCUAAAACAACCAUGUUUCAGACUGUAUUUUGUUCUUCCCUCUCUGCGCCAGGAAUGAAUAAAGGUGUCGGCAGAAGGAAAGAGGGAGAUAACGUCAGGGGCUAUGAGAAACUGCAGGGUGUUAGUCAUCCAAAAAGCAACAGUAAUAAACCACCCAGGCUCCAACAACAAGGGAAUAGAACAGGAUUCAACCCAGGGUCCAAGUACAGAAGGCCGUGUGAGAAGGGCAGCCUGCUCAAAUCUCAUGAUGAAGCUUUCUUUAACCAUCAAGACAAAAAGCAGGCUUUGCAUCCAUCCUGGGAAGCCAGUAAGAAAAGGAAGCAGCAGCAAGGACAAAUUCUGGCCUUCCAGGGAAAGAAGAUCAGAUUUGACAAUGAUGACUGAAACUUGGGUUCCAUAUUUAAAUUUUGUGUUUACAGUACACUAGCAAAGUGUGAAGCCCACCAUUGAUUCUGUUUGGUAUUCAUUGCAGAUGAGUUGAUCGCUGUAUUCCCGAGUAUAGAUGUCUAGCAGGUUGUAAACUUAUUUUUCUCCAUGUAAGAAUGUAAGAUAUUUGGUUUACAAAAUCGACCAAAUUGUUGACAAUAAAGCAGUUAUUUUUCAUUGUAUAUUAAUACCACCUCCAAGUUGUUCAAGUUGAUCUGUCAGUGUUAAAUUGUAAGGCAGUGAUGUUUGUUUUUUUUCUUCAUGUUGAUGGACAUUGAACUGGGAUGUCGAAAGUGGUCAAUAGAGUUGAUGUAGAAUUAAUUUUGUAAAACUGUUAUGAAACCCACCAUCAACAAGGCUGUAACUCAGCUGGCAUUUUCCUGUUCUUGGUAUUUUUUUAUACAAGUAUUAAUUUAAUUUGUUUUAAAAAAUAAAAUAAUAAUAUAACAUA
Molecule: messenger RNA, 3984 nt
Organism: Xyrichtys novacula (pearly razorfish)
Lineage: Eukaryota; Metazoa; Chordata; Actinopteri; Labriformes; Labridae
Source: the annotation of a GenBank genome assembly